Messenger RNA from Stylonychia lemnae, 1176 nucleotides. Lineage: Eukaryota; Ciliophora; Spirotrichea; Sporadotrichida; Oxytrichidae. The record is from the annotation of a GenBank genome assembly.
AUGCAAAAAUAGCUCUCGAUCAAUCCGAAGCAAGAUAAGAUAUAAUCUUCCCCUGAAUUUCACCCUUUAUCGAAAAAACCUACAAUUGAUUUAGACAAGAUUAUAGAAAGUGAAGAAAAGAAAGAUGAUGAGCCAGAGUACAGAUAAAUCAAUAGAGUCGAUAUAGAAUCAUUUGAGUUGGAUGAAGGAACCAAAGUAAUUAAUGGAGAACUAAGGCUAUAUGAAAAGAUUGGAUAUGGUGGUUUCUGUAAAGUCUAUAAAGCUCUUGUAACCUAUAUUGAUGAGGAUGAUGGAGAAAUUGUAAACAAGGAAAUGGCUGUGAAAAACUUCAAUAAGCAUACUCUCCAUAAAACUUACACUAGAUUUGAUAAGAACGGUCAAAUUGAAAAUGCCUCUCAACUUGAUAAAAUUUAUGAGGAGAUUGAUGUGUGGGAAAGGCUUGAGCAUGAAAAACUUUGCAGAAUCUUUUGUCUAUAUGAGGAUGAUGAUUAGAUGUAUCUUGUGAUGCAGUAUUGCGAGCACGGAACAAUACUUAAUUAUUAGGAAGAUAAAUAGAAUCCUAACAACAAAAAUUUUGUUAGAAAUAAAAAAGUGCACGAACUAGCUCGUGAAUAAGUUGACUUAAAAUAUCUAGGCAUAUAUAAGUAUUCGGAGGAAGAAGAAAUAGCAAAGUAUCUCUUCAGACAAGUAGCUAUAGCUUUAUAAUACCUUCAUAAUGAUGCAAAGGUAGCACACAGAGAUAUUAAGCCCGAAAAUAUACUAUACAUCUAUGAAGAUCUAGUGAAAGUAUCUGAUUUUACUCUCGCUAUGAGGAUUGAAUCAGAGGAUGAAUGUGUCUAUGGAUAGGAAGGUACAAUCUAUUACCUACCACCUGAGAGUUUAGCUUAUGAAAAGUAUAAGCCAAAACCGAUGGAUAUUUGGGCCUUCGGAGUCUCAUUAUACAACUACCUUACUUUGAAAUAGCCAUUUUUCGGGGAACUUGAAGAAGAAAUUAAAAAUAGAAUACUGAAUGAGGAACCUUAAUAUUUCGAUUGGUUCUCCGAUGAUUUGAAAGACCUUCUUAAAAAGGUUUUGGAGAAAGAUCCAAACAAAAGAUUAGACAUAAAUGGAGUACUUGAUCACAUUUGGAUGUAAAAUGAGCCAGAAGAAGAAUUUGAAGAAGAAGCUGAAGCAUGA